Messenger RNA from Mirounga angustirostris (Northern elephant seal), 599 nucleotides. RefSeq names its product interleukin 1 family member 10 (gene IL38). Lineage: Eukaryota; Metazoa; Chordata; Mammalia; Carnivora; Phocidae. The transcript has 4 exons. Gene Ontology annotation, molecular function: cytokine activity; interleukin-1 receptor binding. The coding region runs from base 138 to 596 and encodes 152 amino acids. The record is from RefSeq and is a predicted model, not a curated record. Gene Ontology annotation, biological process: cellular response to lipopolysaccharide; positive regulation of gene expression; inflammatory response to antigenic stimulus.
CUAGUGAGAUUUUUCCACCCUGUGAUUUGGUGAUUUGGGGGUCCCCAGGGGGCCUGCCCCCCAGCUCUACCCACCCUUCUCUGACAGCCCUUCUCUCCUUCCCCCUCAGCAAGGACCAGUCGCCCACAAUUGCAGGAAUGUGCUCCCUCCCCAUGGCAAGAUACUACACAAUUAAGGAUGCAGAUCAGAAGGCUCUAUACUUAAGAGGUGACCAGCUCCUGGUGGGAGAUCCCAAUUUGGACAACUGCUGUGCAGAGAAGAUCUGCAUACUUCCCAACAGAGGCCUGGACCACACCAAAGUCCCCAUCUUCCUGGGGAUCCAGGGAGGCAGUCGCUGCCUAGCCUGUGUGGAGACAGGAGAGGGUCCUACCCUGCAGCUGGAGGAUGUGAACAUCGAGGAUCUGUACAAGGGUGGUGAAGAAGCCACACGCUUCACCUUCUUCCAGAGAAGCUCGGGCUCAGCCUUCAGGCUUGAGGCCGCGGCCUGGCCUGGCUGGUUUCUCUGUGGCCCAGCUGAGUCCCAGCAGCCAAUACGACUUGUCAAGGAGAGUGAGCCAUUGGCCCACACUGAGUUCUACUUUGAACAGAGUCAGUAGGGA